This is a messenger RNA of Gossypium arboreum, 1101 nucleotides long. RefSeq names its product ethylene-responsive transcription factor ERF021-like. The transcript has a single exon. Gene Ontology annotation, biological process: regulation of DNA-templated transcription. Lineage: Eukaryota; Viridiplantae; Streptophyta; Magnoliopsida; Malvales; Malvaceae. Gene Ontology annotation, molecular function: DNA-binding transcription factor activity; DNA binding. The record is from RefSeq and is a predicted model, not a curated record. Bases 110 to 646 code for a protein of 178 amino acids.
AAGCUUACUUCCUCCAAGAUUUUCAGUGUUGUAGUUCGUUAAUAGUAAUCCCAGCACUUGUAUAAAUACCCUUAGCUGUAUUACAUUCGAAACAAUCAAUAUUGCAUUCAUGGAAGGAAAGAAUAACAGCAGUGCUCGGGGCGGCUUACCUUCAAGCUAUAGAGGCGUUCGUAAGAGGAAAUGGGGUAAAUGGGUGUCUGAAAUUCGUGAGCCUGGAAAAAAGACAAGAAUCUGGUUAGGAAGCUUCGAGACACCUGAAAUGGCAGCCUCAGCUUAUGAUGUCGCGGCGUUACAAUUUCGGGGUGGCGAGGCACGUCUUAACUUCCCUGACUUGGUGAGCUGUCUUCCCAAGCCAGCCAGUUCCAAUGCUGAAGAUAUCCGAAAGGCAGCCCACGAGGCAGCCUCGUGGGUCAGGACUAAUGCGGUUGUACCCGACACUGGAGGCUCCAGCAGCAGCACCGGUCCGGUCACGGUGAGGCUGUCGCAGAGCCAAAUUCAGGCUAUCAAUGAGUCCCCUAUGGACUCUCCCAAGAUGUGGAUGCAAAUGUCGGAGGCAUUCAUGAUGGAUGAAGCAAUGAUGUUUUGCAAUGAGAAUAAGGAGAAUGAGUGGGAAGAUAUGCAAGUUGAUUCUCUUUGGGAUACUUAGGUAAGUAAAUAGUAUACUACUAGCAAAUACGUAUAAACAAACAUACAUAUAUAUAUAGUUAUACAGCAAGAAUAAUUGCUUCUUCUUUUCUUUUUACAUGUAUGGAAAAACACGAGUGGUGGUUUAUGAUUAGCACAUCAGAAUUAGAGCAGACAGGUGAGAGCUGAGAGGAUAAUUGGUUUUAUUUGAUGGAAUAGCCACUUGUUCUUAGCGGCGGGGUCCCAUUUAAUUGCGAACACGAUUGGAUGGAUCUUUCAUCCUCCAGUGCCUAUAAUUUAUCUUCUUCAAUCUAUCGAAGGACCAUCAUCUCACGUAUUGGCUGCUUAUUUAAAUGAUAGUAUAUAUAUGAUUGUGUUUAAUAUUUUUAAGAUUUUCGAUUAUGAUCACAAUAUAUUUUUUGAUAUUUGUAUUUUCUAUUUCGGUGGGGACUUUUACUUUCUUCGACUUUUUAUUUA